UUCUGAGAGGAAACAACCACUGAACGCUGACGCUUAAUUUGAAUGCGCGCUAAAUUCAAAGUCCGGGCUCUGCGUAAAACAUACAAACGAGUAGAGGUUGCCUGGAAGUUAAGUUAGCCAGGUAGAUGUAAUUUACUUUCGUGGCUUUUCAAGUCUUCGGGAAACGUGUUUGAAAAGUUGAAAGUUAAAAAGCAAACGUUUUGACGCUCAGCUGUGCGUCAGCGACCCAAAUAGUUAGGGACUUUCCACAACCGAUGUUUACGCACAGCUGUCUCUGGUUUCCUUACGAGCAUAACGAUGGAUGAAGGCACAGCCGCGAUUCGCUGCUUCUCGCCUGGAGAGUGAUUGGAGUGCAUUAACACAGGUGAAUCAGUGACUGCUGCAAGGUAUGCUUGAUGAGGUGGAGUGACUUUUCCAAUGGGUGGGUCAGAGCGCGUGUGGUUACUUUCUGUUUUGUGUCAGGCGAUCUUGCUGACUUGCGAACAGCUUUUAAAUCCUGUUGAGGUCGAACUCGCAUUUCAGCCCUUUCCUUCCACUCAUGAUCCAGACACGUACACUGUCACCUGCAGGACUGCAAAGAACCAUCUGGUGUACGUGGAGCCCAUUGAUCAUUCAGCAUGCUCCCCUGGCUGCAAAAUGUUACUGCAAUUACUUGAGGACCCCAGAGGCUAUAACAUCACGUUGAGAGCCAGCAGAAAUGAUGCUACUCUUGAGGCAAAGACUUUCCACUUUUUUCCAGUCUCCCUGUCCUCCAUUCAUGUAUACAGCACUGCGACUACUGCCCUCCUGACAUGGAAACUUCACAGACAGCAAAGUGUGUCUACCUUGAGUCUAUACAACACUCACACACAAUCUGUCACCCACAUAUUCAGCAUCAACUCGUCAGAGGUAAAGUCUCAGUACACAGUGAAAGGUCUUAAGCCUGGCACACGCUUCAGGGCCGAAGUUGUGGUGACGACAUUCCUCAAACACCUUAAUAUGACACUGAAGCAGAGACUGAGCAUUGGCAUGGGAACAGCUCGAUGUCCCCCUGACUGGUUGGCCAAUGGGAGAAGCUGCUACACUGUGAAAAGAACAGCGCUGACCUGGAGUGAUGCACAGGACAGCUGCAGAGCCCUUGUAGCUGGAAGUCAUCUGGCUGAUCUGAAGACUCUGGAAGAUCUGCUCUUCAUAUCCUCUCAGCUGCUGAGCCACAACAACCUGCUGCUGCUGUGGACUGGACUCAGUGACCAGCAGGAGGAGGGACAACCUCUCUGGUCUGAUGGCUCAGUCCAUAACCUGACCAACGCUGUGAUGUCAUCACUGCCAGCCAAUCAGACAGACUGUUUUGCCCUUCAGAGGAAUGCCACAGGGCCAGGAUAUUUUCUCACUUCAUUCUUUUGUGACAUCCCCUUACCCUUCAUCUGCCAGUACCAGAUACCUUCAGUCCCUGCCUUAUUCUCCUUUGACCUGGUUCAGGUGACAGAGCAACAGGUAGAGCUUCGCUGGAGUGACCUCUCACCCUUGAACUCUUUUAAUCUUUCCUCUUUUGAGAUUUUCCUCCAGUACCAAGAGGAGGCAAGCAAGCGAGUGUUUGAUCAAUCUGAAAAAGAUAGAAACAGGGAGUUAGAGGGCAAAAUGGGGACACAGAUCCAGAGCAGGGUUCCCAUUUCGCUCUCCUCCAGAGGGGUAACCGUGGCAGGUUUGUUUCCAGGGAGCAUCUACUCUUUCACUCUUCGAGCGUUCCAUCCUGCUGGCUCCAGCUGGAGUCUGGGACAAAUGCGGACUGCGUACACUAAACCAUUUCCUCCUCAAAAUAUCACCACCGGCAACGUUACUGCUAGUCACAUAAGUGUCCACUGGAUGCUGACAGGUGCACAGGCUGGAUGGACCUUUGUUGUGCGCUAUGUGGACAUGUCUACAAAACAAGAGAGGGUAUUUGGAAUGGCCAACAUCUCCAGGCUGUCCACGACUGGUGGGUUGCAGUCAUACACAGCUGUGAUUGGAGGACUGGAGUCUUACAGGAAAUACACGGUUGAAGUCUCCACAGUCACACAGCGUGGGGUAGAGAGCUGCGGACAGGUGCCUGUGACUGUGCAGACUGCGGUGAGGGCUCCUGCUGGUCUGAUGGCAUUGAGCACAACAGGAAAUCUGACAGUCUGCUGGACCAGUCCACCUGAUGACCCGCCAGAUGGUUUUUAUAUCACAUCCCACCCACUCGUUUACCCAAGUCCAACGUCACUGUGGGUAAACCAGUCCAGUCCUGGUGCACACUGGGUAAACGAGUCCGUGUGUUUUAAUUUUGGCACAUUUACUCCCGGUCAAACUUAUGAGAUUGGAGUGGUCUCACUGAGGGGGGAGGACAGGAGCAAGAGGACCAGCAUCAUACACACCACAGAUCCAAUGCCAGUUCAGGCAGCAGUUCCUCUGUCAGCGGACACAAACUCUGCACAGCUGUACAUCCAGCGUCCACAGCUGGGUCUGAUUGAUGGGGUGAAAGUGUGUCUAUGUCUAUGUGACAGUGUGUGUGAGGGAUCGUGUGGGUACACGUGUAACUGGUAUUCCCUCCCCACCGGUGUUCACAUCAUAACGCUUUGGGACCUCAGUCCUGGAUCGGAAUACCAGUUCAGAGUGUACAGCACCAGCCGAGAGCAGCUGGGACCACCUUACUACACCCACCUGGUUAGAACAGGUCUGGCUCCUCCUAGCCGAGUGAGGGAGGGUGUGGUGACAGAUUCAUCCAUAGAGCUGCUUUGGGAUCCAGCGCAAGGACAGUCUCACUGCUACGAGGUCAUGUGCCUCAACUGUGACCAUUCACACAUGGUGCAGAAGGUUUUCAGUCAGAGUGCAGUGUUUGAUAGUGUGACUCCAGGCAGACUCUACCACUUUGCAGUGCGAACAGAGAAGGAGUUCUUUGCGGACAGUUCCCCUGUCACCAUCAACAUCACUGCAGCUCCCAGCCCAGCGGAGGUUUCUCUUGUCAAUAAAACCACAUCAUCCAUAUGCAUUCGUUGGAGUACCUUCAGGGGAGUUGUGAACAAAUUCAUCCUGUCAAUCAAAAACACGACAUCCAAUCAAGAGCUCAUUAUUUCUCAUCAGGAGCCCAGAUCUCACAGCUUUGAAGGCCUCGUUCCAGGAAGUCAAUAUACAGUUGAAGUAAUUAGCACCAGCAGGGAAAAAAGGAGUAAACCUGCCACUAUGAUCCUUCAUACUGUCCCAGAGGUGCCACAGGAAGUGACCCUUUCGGAGGAGGCAGUGACAUCUGUGUUUGUCACCUGGAGACCACCACCAGGACAGGUGGAGGGAUACAAGCUUGUUUUUGGCCUGCUGUCAGUGGACAGGAAAUCAUGGAUUAAGAGGCUUGUCCAGGGCACAAGUUAUGAGAUCAAGGAUUUGAUCCCGGGGUCAGACUACGGUGUCAGCAUUCAGAGUGUGCUGGGAUCAGACACCAGUCAGGCAGUCCACAGAGAGUUCAGCACAGGUCCAGCAGGAAUGUGCGCCCUUCAUUUAGUCAACAUGAGCUCUACUUCUGUCUCUGUGAGUUGGGAUACUGCGUUUGGAGAGUUCGACUUCCACAGAGUCACUGUGGCCAACACCUCAGUCACAAACACACUCGCCAUACCCAAGGAGGAGCAGGUUGCCGUGGUUACAGGCCUGGUGGGUGGCUGCAAGUACAACGUGAGCGCUGAGAGAGUGAGAGGAGUGACAGUGGGGAGGGCUGCCUUUCUCACCGUAACCACAGUGCCAGCCCGUGUUCGAGGACUGUGCGUUGCGAAUGUGUCUGCGCAUGCGUUCUCGCUGCGUUGGGAGCAGACGCUGGGGUGUGUGGAUCAUUACCAUGUGAACCUGCAACCAAACCGGGGAAAAGUCACAGUGCAACCUGCACGUGAUGGAUACAUUCAGGCUAAUGUGGUGAACGCCAGUCCUGGGACACGAUACACUGUGACGGUCACAGCUGCCUCCUCCUCCAACAUCAGCCCUGGAGUGAGCCGCAUGGUCAACACUAAUGAGAGCGUUCCUGGUCCACCUUUAGGCCUUGAAGGCGAGGCUGUGGGCUCUAAUGGUAUUCUGCUGUCCUGGACCAUGCCACCUGAUGCCAACAACAUUGAGGGAUAUGUCAUCAGGUACAAGGAGGUGUGUCCCUACCCCGAUCCCACCUUCACACAGGUGACCAAGUACCUGGAUAUACCAGAGACUCUGCUGACGGACUUCACCUCAGGUUCAACAUACCACAUCGAGGUAGCAGCCAUAUCGCCAGCUGGAAUCGGUGCUUUCAGCAAAUCUUUAUACAUAAAGACUGCUGAGUCCCCCCCUGGCCUCGUAACCAACCUGACAGCGUUUGCUCAGAACCAUACCUCCGUCCUGGUCACCUGGUUCCUACCGCACCGCAUCAACGGCCUCAUCACAAAGUUUGCUGUCAAGGCAAAACACGCUCGUACCGGGCAGACGGUCCGCACCCUGGAGAUCAAUGCAGAGGACAUCAUGACCGGAGCUCUGCCUCACUGCAAUGAUGCAGCCGAUAUCUUGUCCCGUGCAACUCUCAGCCCCUUGGAGAUAACAGCAUCGUCUCCACCCAUCACCCUCUCCGCUGUGCCCCCAGCAGCCUCCUGGAGUGUGCCCAUAUCAGUGGGGGUUGAUCAGCUACGACCUUACACGGCCUAUCUUUUCGAAGUGUCUGCCUUCACCUCUGAUGGGGAGGGACAGAUAGCCUCCACUAUGGUCCGCAUGCCAGAAUCAGCUCCAGAAGACCCACCACAAGGCUUCUCCGUAUUGAAUAUGACGUCUAGAUCGAUCUCCGUGUCCUGGAACUCCCCCAACAUUAUCACAGGGAAAUUCACCUACAUGCUUUACCUUUAUGGACCUACAGGCUAUUUGUAUGAGAACGGCACAGCAGACAUGCGGUUUUCUUUCACUGGGUUGACCCCCUACACAAGAUACACGGUGGCGGUGCGAGCCAAAGCUGCUGGAGAAGUGGGUCCAGCAGCCCAGCAUGAUGUAAUUACACCUGCCGAAGCGCCCAGUGCAGUGCAGGACUUGAGAGCAGUAGCUGAGGAUUCAGUUUCAAUCCGUGUGAGCUGGAGAAGCCCCGCUGAGCCCAACGGCAUGAUCACCCAGUACAGACUGCAGGUUCUGGUCAUCGACAUUCUGCUGCAGGACAUCACCCUGACUGUACAAGUGAAUACUGAAGAGACCACUUUGGAUGAAGUUGAGACACUUCCUCCUGAUGUCGGUCCCAGGCGACGUAAGAGAACCGCUGAGCUCAGUCUCGUCACGUCACCGCCAACUUUCACGCCCGCAAUUUCUGAUCGCACUCUGACCGCUAGCAGGACUGCUUCCAGUCCCACACACUCCAGUGACCAAAUCACUGACGCAGCUACCCAACCAACUGCAAACUCCAUGGACCCUGAAAAGCUCAUCACCAGUUAUACUUCUGCUUCACACUCUAACAGCACAAAUAUUCAGUCUACUGACACUGUGGUCUUUGGGACCUCUGCCUUUUCUCUUACCUCUGUGCCCCCUGUUACGCUUCCACCCUGGCUCACUAAGCAAUCACAAGCUGGGGAUAAGACCUCAGAUUCCUUCCCUUUGGCCCUGACCCCAGGCCAGCUUCGCUUGUCCACACAUGAUGCCUCAGUUACGGGACACUUUUCAACGCGCAGUGCAGCAGCUUCCGGUACCACAGAUGUAACAGUGAGAGAGGAGGUGAUGGACUUUUUUUCUGAGGAGCUGUCUUACCUGGUGUCAGAUCUGAGUCCCUUUACCGACUACACAUUCAAGGUCACUGCUUCCACUACUGUUGGAGAGGGUCCUGCAACAAAUAUCACCGAGAAGACCAGGGAGCAGGUCCCCAGCUCAGUGCUCGAUGUGUCCUAUCAAAACAUCAGCUCCACCUCCAUACUGGUGAGCUGGGUCCCACCGCUCAACCCCAAUGGAUGGAUCACACAUUACACUGUCUAUGGCCUCAGACUCCACAGUAAUCAGGCCCUGAAGUGGGACACUAACUCUACCAGCAUAUUGAUAACAGAUUUGGAAAAGUACACUGCUUACAAGCUGCGUGUAGCUGCAUCUACAGCUGUGGGAGAGAGCUCCCUGUCUGAGGAAGAUGACAUCUUUGUUUUCACCUUAGAGGAUGAACCUGACUCCCCCCCUGUGAACCUCACUGUGGACGACGCAAGCUCCUCCACCAUCACACUGUCCUGGUCUGCACCAGAGAAAGCCAAUGGAGUGAUCCAGUAUUACGAGGUCCUGUAUGAGAAUGAAUCUCACUCUGCGAUGAUGAACACGUCCUCUAACCGAGUCACUCUGAUCAACCUGAAGCCAUUCUCCUACUACAACGUGUCCGUGAGGGCAUACACGCGUUACGGCUACGGCAACCAAACCUCAGACGCCUUAUAUCUGCUGUCAGGAGAGGACGUCCCAGGCAGUCCUCCAUAUGGCCUUACUUUUGAGUCGGUCAGUCCCAGCGAGGUGAACGUGACAUGGCAGCCUCCUUUGCUGCCUAACGGGGUCAUUACCCACUAUAGCCUGGAGCUUUGGAAUUCCACUCACUAUCUGAACCUCACCUCUCCAACUAACUACAUCCACGUCACACAUCUGAGGAAGUACGCAAACUACCGUGUCAUGGUGCAAGCACACACACGUGUCGGGCCCGGAAACUACAGCAGCGAGCCGCUCAAUAUCACCACACUGGAGGACGCUCCAGACACACCUCCUCAGUUCCUCCAUGCCAGGAAGUUGUCAGACUAUGAGGUAGAGUUGUCAUGGCAACCGCCACUUGAAGCCAAUUCGGACAUACUCUACUACAUUGUCAGAGUUUGGAAUGAAACAACUGAGCUGUGGCAGAAUGUAACAGAGACAUCAGUGAUUAUUAAUGUAGACUCAGAGAGUCGCUACAAUGCCUCUGUCUCCAGCUGGACCAGACUGGGUGAUGGAGGCGUGCUGAUUUACAUCAGCUUUACAACCGUUGAUGCAGAACCAUUUGACCCCCCGCAGAAUGUGACUUAUGCAAAUGUGACCACCUCCUCUGUCACCUUGCUGUGGCAUCCACCUAAUGAACCCAAUGGAAUAAUUGUACACUACACUAUUUACUACUCUGAUAACAACACUAUGACUGAGAAGAGGGUUCCCAUUUCAGACCUACCUGCCCUUGUCUCUCCCGAUUCAUCCCACUCUUACACUCUGACUGGGCUCACUGGGGGCACAAACUACACAGUGUGGAUGACCUCCAGCACUGUGCAGGGGGACGGAGGUGUUCAGAGCGAGCCACUAAAUCUGUUCUUACCUGAAGACGUGCCAAGUGACUCGGUCCGAAACCUGACCGCUCAGAUCUUCAGCUCCACGGCCAUCAUCGUCAGCUGGGACCCUCCCCUGGAGCCAAACGGCCGUCCGUUGUACCUGCUCACCUUACAGGAGGCCGGCGUAUCCAACCAAGGGAGUCCAGCUGUCAACAAGACCAUCAAGCAUACCACAACUGACAAUGUCUUCCUAUUCACCAAACUAAAGAAGUAUUUCCCUUACGUGUUUACUGUUACACCAGCAACUGGUGCUGGCCCUGCCUACAACCAUACCAGCACAAUGUAUCUGAGAACCGACGAUGAUAUUCCUAGUUCUGCUCCGUUGCUGGUGUCCACCAAGAAUCUGUCAUCGUCCUCGAUCGCAGUGGUCUGGCAGCGCCCUCUCGAGGCCAACGGGUUGAUAACAGAAUAUGCCCUCACUCUGUUCGGCCCCGGGGGCUCCAACGCAACACACACCCCCAACACCUCCUUCAUACUCACCGGCCUACUUCCAUACACAGCUUACAACCUCACUAUUACAGCUGCCACGCGUAAAGGCUCAGGACCUUAUCUUCUGCUGCAGCUGCACACUGAUGAAGGAGGGCCCAUGUCCCCUCCUCGUAGCCUGACUAUUUACAACCACACAGCAGUCUCAGUGUGGCUGAGCUGGGAACCUCCUCUGGAGCCCAAUGGAGUAGUGAUACAGUACGGCUUCAGGAUCAGGGACCUCAUCACACACAUCGUCACACACAGGAAUUCAUCGGGUCCAUCGACCACAGAGUAUCUAUCGGGCUUCAGGCCUCACAGCUCCUACGAGAUCAGUGUUUACAGUUACACCAGAGUGGGCCAUGGGAAUCAGUUCAGUAGCCCCGUGACCUUCACGACUAAUGAGUCAGUGUCCGAUGCUGUGGGGAACCUGUCUUGCUCAGGAGUGAGCUGGGAUUCAGUUCAGCUGUCUUGGGAGCUUCCAGUCAACCCUAAUGGGCAGAUCCUAUUUUAUGAGAUUUCAUUUGAGGCAGACUCACAGCCCUACACACACCAGGCUCACACACCAGAGUACAUAGUGACUGGGCUGUCACCAAACCAGGAUUACACGCUCACCGUGACUGCAGUCAACUCUGCCGGACUGGGAGAACAAGUGAAUUGUACUGCUUCCACUCUCUCUGAGUCAGUUCCAGCCGCCCCUCGCUUUCUCACCGUCUCUCACAUCACACCUAACAAUGUGACACUUGAGUGGGCUCCACCGUUUUCCAUCCGUGGCCUGCUGAAAGAGUAUCACGUCAUCGCCCAGCUGCUUUCGACGUCUUGUGAAGCGAACAUACUACCUACUGCACAGCUGGGCUCAGAAGACAAACUGGCCUCAGAUUGCGUGGACUCUAACGCCACAGCGUAUGUGAAUGCCUCAGACGACGCCAAAUCGAACCACAGCACCACACUCCAGUCCCUGGCUAAAUACAGAUAUUAUCGCUUCAAAGUGGCUGCCGUGACGAAUGCUGGAGUUGGAGAAUAUACACACUGGUAUUAUGCACGCACUCUGGCUGGAAACCCUGAUGCCCCACCCCGUAACCUGAAUGUGACCCCCACCUCCAAAGGACUUCGCAUUGCAUGGGACGCUCCAGCUGUUCUCUCUGGACCGACAUCCUAUCUUGUGCAGGUGGAUGGUCCCGAUUUGAACAUCUCAACCGUCCGAGCCCCAGGAGAACUGAGGACAGUCGUUGUGACUAACUUGACUGCUUUCACUCGUUACUUUGUGACUGUCACUGCCUUCACUGGUCCGUUGGAGCAUGCUGCCAGCGAUGGAAAAGCUACUGGACCUAUUGCAUUUCAAACACUGGAGGAGGAACCCAAUGAUCCUCCUAAGAAUGUGGUUGUAUCAGUUAUCCCAGAGGAAGUGAACCGAGUGAAGGUGACUUUUACCCCUCCAGAGGAGCCUAAUGGAAACAUAACUGCCUACUUUGUGUACAUCUACGAAAGGGACCAGCUGGUCAAGAAUGUGAGCCUUAAUAUCACUAAAGGAGACCAAAACAUGAUGACUGCUAUCAUAGAGGGCCUGAAAGGAGGACACAGCUACAGUAUACAGAUUUCAGCAAAGAACGGAGCUGGUAGGAGCCCACCCAGCCCACAUGUCCAGAUAACUACCGGCAUCAAAGCUCCGGCCAAGCCAACCCAAAGACCGCAGGCAGUGCUGGGCCACGGAGGGGUUGCCAUGGUAACCCACAGGAGUAUCACCAUCCGCAUGCCUGCCUGUUUCUAUAGUGAUGACAAUGGACCAAUCACAAAAAUCCAGGUCAUCGUGGCCGAGUCAGGGGUGAAGGACAUCCAGAACUUGACCAACUGGAAGAAUGCAUUUUUUGAUCGCCCUGCCCCUUACCUGACCGACCGGGGGUUCCCCAAUCCACCAUGUCUUACGAGGGAUGGGGCAUCACGCAUGGCUGCACGUGUCAGAGGUGGUCGCAGUGUGUCUGGAGACGACCGGCCACUGGUGCGACACAAUCACACUACAGCGGGAGUCUACGUAAUUGGAGAGAGCGAUGACUGUGUGUCGGAGAACAACACUGACAGUCUUUGCAAUGGACCUCUGAAGUCUAACACGGUCUAUGUGUUCAAGUUCAGGGCCACUAACAUCAACGGCCAAUUCACAGACUCAGAGUAUUCCGAGCAUGUCAAAACUGCAGUGGACGGCCUGUUGACCAGAGAGGAGCAGAUCAUCCUUGGAGUUCUGCUCUCAUUCUUCUUGGCUGUGUUACUUAUCAUCAUCAUCUGCUGCUCAGUCAAAAUCCAUCAGCGCAAGAAGGAGGGCGGGACUUAUUCACCCAGAGAGGCGGAGAUCAUAGAGACCAAGUGUAAGCUGGAUCAGCUGAUCGCUGUAGCAGAUCUGGAGCUGAAACAAGAAAAACUCAACCGGUAUUCUUCCUUCUUCUUUAGACGAAAAGAGAUUUAUGUGAUUCAGCUGCUCAGCUACAGGAAAUCACUCAAGCCCGUCAACAAGAAGUCUUUUCUGCAGCACGUGGAGGAUCUGUGCGCCAAUGACAAUGCCAAGUUCCAGGAAGAGUUUGCUGAGCUUCCAAAACUGCUGCAGGACCUGGGAACCACAGAUGCCGACCUUCCCUGGAACAAAUCAAAAAACCGCUUCCCCAACAUCAAACCUUACAAUAACAACCGAGUGAAACUGCUGUCAGAACCGGGCGCUGCGGGCUCUGACUACAUCAACGCCAGCUUUGUCUCAGGCUACCUUUGUCCAAAUGAGUUCAUAGCCACCCAGGGUCCUCUGCCUGGCACGGUGGCUGACUUUUGGAGGAUGAUCUGGGAAACAGGAACCCGCACCAUCGCCAUGCUCACUCAGUGUUAUGAGAAAGGCAGAAUCCGGUGUCACAAGUACUGGCCAGAGGACAACAAACCAAUGUCAGUGUUUAGUGAUAUUCUUAUCUCAAAAGUGUCAGAGGAGGUUCUUCCUGACUGGACUGUCAGAACCUUAAAAGUAGAAAAGCACGGGCACUACAUUCUUGUUCGCCACUUCAACUACACAUCGUGGCCUGAGCAUGGAGUCCCAGAGUCCUGCAGCACUCUCAUUAAGUUUGUCAAAGCUGUCCGAGCCCACAGGCACGACAACACCACCAUAGUGGUCCACUGCAGUGCUGGUGUGGGCAGGACAGGUGUGUUUAUUGCUCUCGACCACCUCAUUCAGCACGUCAGAGAUCACGACUUUGUGGAUAUUUAUGGCUUGGUGGCUGAACUGCGCAGCGAGAGGAUGUGUAUGGUCCAGAAUCUGGCGCAGUACAUCUUCCUGCACCAAAGUACGCUGGAACUUCUAAACAAUAAAGGCAACAGCCAAUCCAUCUGGUUUGUCAGCUAUUCUGCUCUGGAGAAGAUGGACUCCUUGGACGCCAUGGAAGGUGAUGUUGAGCUGGAAUGGGAAGAGACCACUAUGUAACGACUGACUGAAGAACACCUUUAGCAGUGGGAGAGAAACACUUUUAUGUUUUGAGGUCACUGGACUGGAAUGCUGACGGUGGACUGGACCGCUUCCAAGGCGCAAGGUUAGAGGGAGGAGAAACAGGAGGUGAACAGCACAGUCUGAACUGAACGGUCUAUCUGUCGACUGAGACUCCGUCGCUCCACUUCAACCCACUUCUCAGCGCAGCCCUCCACUUUAAUGAACGUCUUGUCCACUUGUUUUCGGAGAGAGCGAGA
Molecule: messenger RNA, 11444 nt
Organism: Scatophagus argus
Lineage: Eukaryota; Metazoa; Chordata; Actinopteri; Scatophagidae
Gene: ptprq
Product: protein tyrosine phosphatase receptor type Q
Exons: 63
Coding region: 418-11184 (3588 amino acids)
Biological process (GO): protein dephosphorylation
Molecular function (GO): protein binding; protein tyrosine phosphatase activity
Source: RefSeq, a predicted model, not a curated record